Paramecium octaurelia is the source of this 123-nucleotide messenger RNA. Lineage: Eukaryota; Ciliophora; Oligohymenophorea; Peniculida; Parameciidae. The record is from the annotation of a GenBank genome assembly.
AUGUUAAAGUAUUUGUAUUUAUUAGAUAAUUGCUGGCUUUACAAAAAUAGGAAUAGAAACUACUUUUGUCAAAUUAAGAAAACAGAAUAGUCUACCAAAGAGUGGUUUUGUAAUUAUAGAUGA